Molecule: messenger RNA, 3828 nt
Organism: Chrysochloris asiatica (Cape golden mole)
Lineage: Eukaryota; Metazoa; Chordata; Mammalia; Afrosoricida; Chrysochloridae
Gene: NPC1
Product: Niemann-Pick disease, type C1
Exons: 25
Coding region: 1-3828 (1275 amino acids)
Cellular component (GO): membrane
Molecular function (GO): lipid carrier activity
Source: RefSeq, a predicted model, not a curated record
AUGAGGGCGCGCAGCCUGGCCCUAGGCUUCCUGCUGCUCUCUCUGGCGCAGGUGUUGUCCCAGUCUUGUGUUUGGUAUGGAGAGUGUGGGAUUGCAUCCGGAGAUAAGAGAUACAAUUGCAAAUAUUCGGGGCCACCAAAACCGUUGCCAAAGGAUGGGUAUGACUUAGUGCAGGAGCUCUGCCCGGGAUUCUUCUUUGACAAUGUCAGUCUUUGUUGUGAUGUGCAGCAGCUUCGGACACUGAAAGACAACCUGCAGCUGCCUCUCCAGUUUCUGUCCAGAUGUCCAUCCUGUUUUUAUAACCUAAUGAACCUGUUUUGUGAGCUGACUUGUAGCCCUCAACAGAGUCAGUUUCUGAAUGUUACAGCAACUGAAGAUUAUGUUGAUCCUGUUACAAACCAGACAAAAACCAACGUAAAAGAAUUACAGUACUGUAUUGGAGAGAGCUUUGCCAACGCCAUGUACAACGCCUGCCGGGAUGUGGAGGCUCCCUCGAGUAAUGACAAAGCCUUGGGACUGCUGUGUGGAAAGGAUGCUGAGGCCUGCAAUGCCACCAACUGGAUUGAGUACAUGUUCAACAAGGACAACGGACAGGCUCCGUUUACCAUCACACCCAUAUUUUCAGACUUCUCCGUGUUUGGGAUGGAGCCCAUGAACAAUGCCACCAAAGGCUGUGAUGAGUCUGUGGACGAGGUCACGGGGCCCUGCAGCUGUCAGGACUGCUCAGCUGUCUGUGGCCCCAAGCCCCAGCCCCCGCCCCCUCCUGCUCCUUGGAUCAUCUUUGGCUUGGAUGCCAUGUAUGUCAUCAUGUGGAUCACCUACAUGGCGUUUUUGCUUAUUUUUUUUGGAGCGUUUUUUGCAGUGUGGUGCUACAGAAAACGGUAUUUUGUCUCUGAGUAUACCCCCAUCGACAGCAACAUAGCUUAUUCUGUCAAUGCCAGUGACAAAGGAGAGGCAUCCUGCUGCCACCAAGUUGGUGCAGCCUUUGAGGGCUGCUUGAGGCGGCUGUUCACACAGUGGGGGGCUUUCUGCAUCCGAAACCCCACCUGCAUCAUCUUCUUCUCCCUGGUCUUCAUUGGCGUAUGCUCUUUGGGCCUGAUGUUUGUGCGAAUCACAACCAAUCCCGUCGACCUCUGGUCAGCCCCCAGCAGCCAGGCACGUCGAGAGAAGGAGUAUUUUGACACGCACUUUGGGCCUUUCUUCCGCACGGAGCAGCUCAUCAUCCGGGCCCCCAACACCCAAAAGCACACCUACCAGCCAUACCCCUCGGGGGCUGACGUGCCUUUUGGACCUCCACUUGACAUAGAGAUUUUGCAUCAGGUUCUUGACUUACAGACAGCCAUUGAAAACAUCACUGCAUCGUAUAACAACAAGACUGUGACCCUUCAGGACCUCUGCUUGGCCCCACUCUCACCAUAUAACCGGAACUGCACGAUUAUGAGUGUGCUAAAUUACUUCCAGAACAGCCAUUCUGUGCUGGACCACAAAAUAGGGGACUUCUUCUAUACAUAUGCCGAUUACCAUACACACUUUCUGUACUGUGUGCGGGCCCCCGCCUCUCUGAAUGACACAAGUGUGCUGCACGAUCCCUGUCUGGGUACGUUUGGUGGACCUGUGUUCCCAUGGCUUGUGUUAGGAGGCUAUGAUGAUCAAAACUACAAUAAUGCCACUGCCCUUGUGAUCACCUUUCCUGUCAACAAUCACUACAAUGACACAGAGAAGCUGCAGAGGGCUCAGGCCUGGGAAAGAGAGUUUAUUAAAUUUGUGAAAAAGUACAAGAACCCCAACCUGACCAUCUCUUUCACGGCUGAGCGAAGUAUUGAAGAUGAGCUCAACCGGGAAAGUAAGAGUGACGUCUUUACUGUGGUCAUUAGCUAUGCCAUCAUGUUCUCAUAUAUUUCCAUCGCCUUGGGGCACAUCAAAAGCUGUAACCGACUUCUGGUGGACUCUAAGAUCUCCCUGGGCAUCACCGGUAUCCUGAUUGUCCUCAGCUCGGUGGCAUGCUCCUUGGGCAUCUUCAGCUACGUGGGGAUCCCCCUCACCCUCAUUGUGAUCGAGGUCAUCCCGUUUCUGGUGCUGGCUGUGGGGGUGGACAACAUCUUCAUUCUGGUCCAGACCUACCAGAGAGAUGAACGUCUUCAAGGGGAAACACUGGAUCAGCAAGUGGGCAGGGUGCUAGGAGAAGUGGCUCCUAGUAUGUUCCUGUCAUCCUUUUCAGAGACUGUAGCAUUUUUCUUAGGAGCCUUGUCACUGAUGCCAGCCGUUCAUACUUUCUCUCUGUUUGCGGGAAUGGCCAUCUUCAUCGACUUCCUCCUUCAGAUCACGUUGUUUGUGAGUCUCUUGGGCUUAGACAUUAAGCGUCAAGAGAAAAACCGGCUGGACAUCCUUUGCUGUGUUAGAGGUCCUGACGAUGAAGCAAGCAGCCAGCCUUCUGAGAGCUACUUGUUUCGCUUCUUUAAAAACUCCUAUUCCCCACUUCUACUUAAUGACUGGAUGCGACCAAUUGUGAUUGCGAUUUUUGUGGGGUUUCUGUCAUUCAGUAUUGCAGUGCUGAACAAAGUGGAAAUUGGAUUGGACCAGUCUCUGUCGAUGCCCGAUGAUUCCUAUGUAAUGGAUUACUUCAAGUCCCUCAGUCAGUACCUCCAUGCGGGUCCUCCAGUCUACUUUGUGCUGGAGGAGGGACAUGAUUACACAUCUCAGAGUGGACAAAACAUGGUGUGUGGUGGCAUGGGGUGCAACAACAAUUCCCUGGUCCAGCAGUUAUUUAAUGCCGCCGAGCUAGAUAACUACUCCCGGAUAGGCUUUGCACCCUCGUCUUGGAUUGACGACUACUUUGACUGGAUUAAGCCUCAGUCGUCUUGUUGCAGAGUCUUCAAUACCUCAGAGCAGUUCUGCAAUGCUUCAGUAGUCGACCCUGCCUGCGUGCGCUGCCGGCCGCUCACCCCAGAGGGCAAACAGCGGCCCCAGGGUAAAGACUUCAUGAAAUUCCUACCCAUGUUCCUUUCUGACAACCCCAACCCCAAGUGCGGCAAAGGGGGGCAUGCUGCGUACAGCUCAGCAGUUAACAUCCUUGGCAAUAACACUCGGGUCGGAGCCACCUACUUCAUGACCUACCACACUGUGCUUCAGACCUCUGCCGACUUCAUUGAUGCUAUGAAGAAAGCCCGGCUGGUAGCUGGUAACAUCACCGAAACCAUGGGCAUUAAAGGAAGCAAUUACCGUGUGUUCCCGUACAGUGUGUUCUACGUCUUCUAUGAGCAGUACUUGACCAUCAUUGAUGACACCAUCUUUAACCUCGGUGUGUCCCUGGGAGCAAUAUUUUUGGUGACCUUUGUUCUCCUGGGCUGUGAGCUGUGGUCUGCAGUGAUCAUGUGUGUCACCAUCGCAAUGAUCUUGGUCAACAUGUUUGGGGUUAUGUGGCUGUGGAACAUCAGUCUGAAUGCUGUGUCCUUGGUCAACUUGGUUAUGAGCUGUGGCAUCUCUGUGGAGUUCUGCAGCCACAUCACGAGGGCUUUCACCGUCAGCACCAAGGGCAGCCGCGUGGGCCGUGCCCAGGAAGCGCUCUCGAACAUGGGCAGCUCUGUCUUCAGUGGAAUCACACUAACAAAAUUUGGUGGGAUUGUGGUGUUGGCCUUUGCCAAAUCUCGGAUUUUUCAGAUAUUUUACUUCAGGAUGUACUUAGCUAUGGUCUUACUGGGAGCCACUCAUGGAUUAAUAUUCCUCCCUGUCUUGCUCAGUUAUAUAGGACCGUCAAUAAAUAAAGCCAAAAGUAGCAAAGCCCAAGAGCGAUACAAAGGCACAGAGCGAGAACGACUCCUCAAUUUCUAG